AUGCACUGGGAACGUUUAGACUCCUUUGUGGCUGAAUUUAGGUCCAACCAAAACAUGAAAAUUCUUCUCUUGGGUGCUGGCGGAAUUGGAUGUGAGCUUCUGAAGGUCUUCAGCUCGCUACCUUUGCUUGAAAGCAUCGACCUGGUUGAUAUGGAUACCAUUGAGGUUACUAAUCUCCACCGCCAAUUCCUUUUCAGGAAGGAACACAUCGGCCAACCAAAAGCGACUGUGGCUGCAAUGAUAAUGGAGUCAUUUUCACCCUCCUUACGAGGAUUGAUCAAACCCUGGGUUGCCAAUGUAUUCUCGCUGCCAUUAACACUUUUCAGCUCGAUGACGAUCGUCAUCAAUGCGUUGGAUAAUAUUGAGGCGCGAUCUAGAAUUUCGCUUAUGUGUCUUCUUGCAGGAAAAAUGCUUAUUGAUGUAGGUACUGCUGGUAUUGAAGGCCAGGUGACCACUUUAUGUGGUGAUAGAAAGAUCCAGCCAAUUGAGUGCUUUAAUUGUGUUCCGAAGUCGAUCCCAUCAUCAGACGCACCCAUUCCGGUGUGCACGAUCCGACAAACGCCAACAACAUUCACCCAUUGCGUGAUUUGGGCCAAAGAGAUUCUCUUCAAUUCUCUUUUCUGCACCAUAUAUAUGCCUCCAGAAUCGAAGCAUGUCGAUCAAGAUGGAAGUGAAGGAGAAUCAGGGCAUUUACCUCGAAAUGGCGAAUUAAUGGCUGAAGCAAAAAAUUCUGGCGCCAAAAAAGACGAUUCUUCCUCUGGAGAUGAUCUAGAAAGUUACUUGGCACGGUACGUACAUUCUCCCUCGUCUCUAAAAGACCUUCUUCUUCGAAUCUUUCACACAGACAUUGUUGCUCUCGUCGCAAUGGAGAGCCUUUGGUCGAACAGAUUGCCACCCUCUCCACUUGCUUUGCAAUCUUUUGAAAGAUCGAAUUUUCCCUUUUCAGCGAUCAGUGAGUAUGCAGAGGAGAUUCCCAUUGAUGAUCUUCUGGGAAUCAUGUGUUUUUACAUUGAAAAGUUAAUUUCAAUUCGCCCACUUGCGUUCGACAAAGAUGAUCAUGACUCCAUUGCAUUGAUACACGCCGCAGCAUGCAUUAGGGCUCAUGUUUUCGGCAUUUCCAUGCAAUCUCGCUUUUCUGUUCGAGCAAUUACUGGCCGAAUUGUGCCAGCCGUAAUAUCUACAAAUGCGGUUGCAGCAGGGCUUGCCACACUACAGCUGAUCCACAUGAUGAAUAGUGGAUAUAUUUCUGGAGGUAGCGAAAGAUCCACGGCCCUGUUACCAACAGUCUAUUAUGCGCCGUGGCGCAAGGGCCCUGGAAGUUUGUUCCUAUGUGAACGAAUCCAGCCCCCUAACCCAGAAUGUGAAGUGUGUGGAAUUGGACUGUUUAUUUUGAAUGUUGGAUCGGCGAUUUCUACCAAGUUGGCAACGGUGAUCUCCCUGAUUGAAGAGCAUCUUUAUCCAGAGGAAACCUUCACGAUUCUCGAUGAUUUUCAAUCCUUAACUGAAAAAACGCUGGACGAGCUCAGUAUGGUGCUUGAUUUUCUUUCCAUAGGUCUUAAAGCGGGUGCCUUGCUCUUCCUCAUUCCGGAGGAAGAGAAGCUGUCCAAGGCCCGGAUUUAUCUCAAUUGUGUUAUAGACCAGCCUGAUGAUGUCUUUCAGCCAUACAUCGCUACAGUGCUUGCUCUUUCAAGCUCGAAUAAACGGAGACGUUGUUGGGAGGAAGAUGAAAAGGCCGUUGAUAGCGAGGACGAUGGAUUUGAAAUUAUUUAA
Messenger RNA from Mitosporidium daphniae, 1770 nucleotides. RefSeq lists its product as uncharacterized. Gene Ontology annotation, cellular component: cytoplasm; SUMO activating enzyme complex. The transcript is spliced from 4 exons. The record is from RefSeq and is a predicted model, not a curated record. Bases 1 to 1770 code for a protein of 589 amino acids. Gene Ontology annotation, biological process: protein sumoylation. NCBI's taxonomy places the organism in Eukaryota, Fungi, Microsporidia. Gene Ontology annotation, molecular function: SUMO activating enzyme activity.